CUUACAUCACAGAACCGUCUCCCUGGAAACAACCGGGUCCCUCCACAGAAUGUGAGACCCCACAAGUCCCUUGGAUGAACUGAGUUCCAGGGUUCCUUUUCAAGAUGAAUUACUUAACCGUUCCAGAGGAGAUCCGGAGGGAGGUCGAUACUCCGGAGUCCCUGCCUGUGCCUGUUACUCUUGCAGCACCCUUGGCGGCUCCCUCUGCUAUGUCACAUAGCAGAACUAUCCAUAUUAGGCACCCACCCCGAAGCUCCUGGAACCCAAAGAGCAAGCCCUCUCGCAGUGGCGUCCGGAUUCAGCCAUCCUACUCCUCCACGGGGCAAAACUGGGAACAAGAUCACCACCUAAAAAUGAAGAGAACCAGGAUACAGCGGACCCGCAAGAAGCAGAUAGCCGCCGACGAGCUCCUCCACAAGUGCUGCGGGAAGGUCUUUGAAGUCUUUCUCCGCAUCCAGUUCAUGCUGGCCGUCCUGGUGCAGAGCCUCAUCUUUGAAAUCUUCAUCUUCAUCGUGGUCUGUUUAAACACCACUGUCCUGGUGGUCCAGACCUUUGCUGAGGUGGAGAUCUGGGGAGAAUGGUACUUCACAGCUUUAGACUCGAUCUUCCUCUGCAUCUACUUCAUGGAGGCGCUCCUAAAGAUCAUAGUCAUGGGAUUAGGCUACUUUGAUUCUUGGAACAGCCUAGAUUUCUUCAUCAUGGUCAUGGCCAUGGUGGACUUCGUGCUCAAGCAGAUCUACUUCUCCUCUGUCACGAGAAUGGCCCACAGCAAGACUGUCUUCGGCAUCCUCAAGAUCUUCAAAAGCCUCCGAGCCCUGCGGGUCGUCAUGGUGCUCCGCAGGCUCAGCUUCCUCAACAGCCUCCAGGAGGUGACGGGGACGCUGGCCGGGUCGCUGCCGUCCAUCGGGGCCAUCCUCGUCCUGAUGUUCACCUGCCUCUUCUUCUUCUCGGUGAUAUUCCGAUCCCUCUUCAACCAGUCGGACCCCAAGCGCUUCCAGAACAUCUUUACCACCAUCUUCACGCUUUUUACUAUGCUCACUCUGGAUGACUGGUCCCUCAUCUACUUGUCCAGCCGGGACAAAGGUGCCUGGUAUAUCGUCCCCAUCCUCAUGAUCUACAUUAUUAUACAAUACUUCAUUUUCCUCAACCUGGUGAUCGCGGUGCUGGUGGACAACUUCCAGAUGGCCUUACUCAAGGGACUGGAAAAGGAGAAGCAGAAGAAAGUGGCCCGGAUGCACGAGCGCCUUCUGGACGAGUCGCUGACCAUCCUCGAGAAAGAACCGGAGGAGAAUUUGAGCGGGAUUUCUCUACAAAUCAGGAUCAUUGAGAAAAAAUACGGGGACCUGACAGAAUCACAGCAGGAACAAAUGUUCCACUACCUGCAGCUGAUGGCGGCCGUGGAGCACCACCAGCAGGUGUUCCGCUCGCAGGCGGCCGUCAUCGACGAGAUCAUCGACAAGGUGUUUGAGGCCGGAGAAGAAGAUUUCAAGAAGUGAAUGGGGAAGUCGCCGAGUGACCGCAAGUGGAUCCGGCCUUCGUGGCCUUGGGGCCGGCCGGCGGGACCGGGGCUGCCUGGGCCGCGAUCCAAUAGAGUCCGGAAGUCUCUUUCUAAGCUC
This is a messenger RNA of Sarcophilus harrisii (Tasmanian devil), 1616 nucleotides long. It is a transcript of the gene CATSPER1, whose product is annotated as cation channel sperm associated 1. Gene Ontology annotation, cellular component: membrane; CatSper complex. Gene Ontology annotation, biological process: transmembrane transport; regulation of cilium beat frequency involved in ciliary motility; calcium ion transport. Gene Ontology annotation, molecular function: calcium-activated cation channel activity; voltage-gated calcium channel activity. The record is from RefSeq and is a predicted model, not a curated record. The transcript has 13 exons. Bases 105 to 1496 code for a protein of 463 amino acids. Lineage: Eukaryota; Metazoa; Chordata; Mammalia; Dasyuromorphia; Dasyuridae.